UUGACACUUUGACAUUUACCACUUUGGAAUUUCCAAUUCGAUUUUGCGAGCAUUUUUUACUCAAAUUUUUGAGGCUUAAUUUUGGCUUCACUUUUCUUAUCUUUUAUCUCGAGAUCUCGGGUGAUUUAUGCCGGUUUUUUUCGCGUUUUUUUCGUUUUUUCUCAUUUUUUUUAAUUUUCAUCUGUUUUUUAUUUGUUUUAUUCGUUAUUUAUUCGUUUUCCCCUGCUGCGCACGCUUAAAUUUAAAAAAAAUAAAAAUUUUCUAAUUUUCUGAAAAAUUUUAAUUUUCAUAAAUUUAAAGGUGCAAGCCUCCAGUCAACGUGCAGAACGCUUGGCCUGGUUAAAAUUUUGCCUGUUGCUGCUCUACAUGGCCUGAUGGUGCUCUACAUGGCCUGAAGAUGGUGGGUGCUCUACAUGGAGCUGCCGAUGAUUCGGUGUUGUGUCUACGUGCCCUCAACAUCCGUGCUCUUCAACAUGCUCUUCUUGGUCGCGCUCUUCAACAUGCUCUUCAUGGUGGCUGGCCUUAUGGUUUUCUGGCCAGGUAAAAAAUUUUUUGAUUAAAAAAUCAAAAAUUUGCAAAAAAUGCGCACGCGGGCCUUAUUUCCUCUUUCUUGUUGUCCUUUGUCUUUGUUUUCAUUGUUUGUUCAAUUUUUAAAAAUUUUGUUUUCAUCAAAAAAAGGUAAAUGGACUGGAUGGUGGUGGAGUGGAUGUGGAGUUGUGGUGGUGGAUGGAAUUGGUAAUGGAAAAAUUUUCAGGUUUUUUGUAUAGGUUUCUGAUUUUUAAGGGCAAUUUUUGUUGUGAAAAAAUCUUAUGCUAGAGGGGUCAUGCCACUUUUUUUCUUAAAAUUUAAAUUUGGCAUUCUGUUUACGAAAAAUGACAAUUUGUCCCAAAAUAGAAAGACUACAGCUAGAGAGAAAAAGUAAUUCUUUUCGUAGGGUCAUUUGAGUAUGAACAUGAGAGUUAAUUUUUAUGAAAAUUUUUUUUAUUUUUGUGACUAUCAAAUGAACCUUGAAUUGUUCUUUGUUCUUUUAAGGUUCUUUAUCGAUUUCCCAGUCCUUUUUGUGUAUUAAUGUUUUGCUCUUUGCACUUUUUGCAACUCUUUUUUGUUUACUAUCAGAGACAUCCAUUAAAAAAAUUAAUAGUUCUCUGUUGCA
Meloidogyne enterolobii is the source of this 1153-nucleotide messenger RNA. The record is from the annotation of a GenBank genome assembly. Lineage: Eukaryota; Metazoa; Nematoda; Chromadorea; Rhabditida; Meloidogynidae.